AUGAUUGACCGAAUCCAGUGCCAAUUUAGUACACACUCAAAAAUCGACCUGUCCAAUGCCUUACCGGGGUCCCUCUUGAAGGGGAAGCGGGGAAAGCAGCUCAAGCUCCCGGCGCUCUCAGAGGACCGCCCGCUGAAGAUGAAGUCUCAACUGCUAGAAAUGAAGGUCUUGAAGACCGAGGCGGAAAAGGCCGAAGCUCAGAUCGUGAACUUGAAGACAGAGAUUGCUGAGCAGGUCUCCCAGGUAACCCGGCUCCACACGGAAACUGUCGAGUUGAAGACGAAAAUCUCCGAGCUCGAGUCCGAGAUGGCUCGACUGCGAGCGGAAAAUGCCGAUCUCGGCACGAAAGAUGACGAACUAAAGGCGGAGAAUGCCGAAUUGCGGAAGAAAGCUGAGACGGUUCGGGGCAAGAACGACGAAGUCUUGACGGAGGUGAUAUUCCUUAAGGAGGACGCGAAGGUGAAGGAGCGAGAGCUACAGUCUGCUCUCUGCAGAGAGAAGACACUUGCCGCUCUACUACAGGAGGAAAAUGAGGACCGUAAGAAACUCAAAAAGCAGUUGUCGGCCGCUCACGUGAAACUCGCAAGCGUGCAGGGCGAGAGAGACGCUCUGAUAGAGACUGUGGAGCAGCAGCGCCGCCAAGCCAAAGAGACGGAUCGUGCAGCACAAGACAAGGACCGCGACACCCGCAAGGAAACAGAAAAACUGAAGCUUCAGAUAGCUGACUUGGAAGCCAGGCUGCUGAUCGCAGAGACCGCAGGUAGUCUGGGUGAGAAGUCCUCGGGCGCGAGCUGCACAACUCCCGCAGCCUUCAACGCGUCGUCCGAUACCCCACCAACCACCACCGUCACCACCACUCAUCUGAAGGUGUUACCGAAAGAGGGAGGAAAACAAGACCAGGAUGCCUCGCCUCGCUCACCCCCUUCCCUGGUACCUGGUGUAGCUCACAGGAUGGCAGCCACCGCGGAACAGGGUAACCCUGCGCCCAAACAGAGUACGGAGGUUACCAUUUUUUCAGGCACCGGGACAGCUUCGUUGAUCCGACCUGUCCCGGUGAAGAGGAGGCCGUCUUUGGAGAGUAGGUCGCAACCGUGCUGCAGCGCCACCAGGCAGUCUGUUCAGGAGCCCAAACCCCAGCGGAUCCCCCGUAAGCGUCCUGUCCGUGGCACCUCCGCUAAGAAGAACCGAUCCACCUGCCCGUACUGCCGCGAACCCUUCCCGGCAGGCACGGAGAAGAGCCGCAUCCUCAAGCACAUCGCCGCGCACUCCAAGAAGUGAGCCUCACGACAUUGCCUGCGACCGAGGCUAUCAAAGCAAUCUUUAUCAUGAAAUCAUUUAUUCAUUUGACAUAGGUGUUUUUUUACACAGCCAGUUAUUUUCACCUGCUGACGUUUCGAUUUAUUCUAAGACUUGGAUUUAUUCAUUUGCUUUCCAUUUUAAUCAUUAAGUGCGUUGUUCAUUCGUUUGUCAGUACGUACAAUAUCUCUUUAUUUGCCGUUAUCAUCUCCAAUGGAAUUGCAU
Messenger RNA from Branchiostoma floridae (Florida lancelet), 1521 nucleotides. RefSeq names its product myosin heavy chain, striated muscle-like. The transcript is spliced from 7 exons. The record is from RefSeq and is a predicted model, not a curated record. Lineage: Eukaryota; Metazoa; Chordata; Leptocardii; Amphioxiformes; Branchiostomatidae. The coding region runs from base 1 to 1278 and encodes 425 amino acids.